This is a messenger RNA of Trachymyrmex septentrionalis, 3914 nucleotides long. Its product is annotated as zinc finger with UFM1-specific peptidase domain protein-like. The record is from RefSeq and is a predicted model, not a curated record. Gene Ontology annotation, cellular component: nucleus. Gene Ontology annotation, biological process: regulation of gene expression. NCBI's taxonomy places the organism in Eukaryota, Metazoa, Arthropoda, Insecta, Hymenoptera, Formicidae. The coding region runs from base 205 to 2295 and encodes 696 amino acids. The transcript has 9 exons.
GCCGCCAGCAGCGGGUGGCAGGUACCCCCUGCGCGUGGGGAAGCGAGUCGAGUAAAAUCGUUCGUACGGAUAGACCGACGCGACGGAAGGAACUGCCUGCGGUGCCUGUCAUAUGGAGCCGAGCGACGGGGCGGUGUGUUAGGCGAUCGGCGGUGUCCCGCUUCCGCGGGACGAACGCGCGGGCCUACCACGAGAGGAGCGCGAAUGAUCGAUCCGACAGUCCGGAUCCGGAAGGCCGCUACCUCGGACACCCUGAAAAUGGCGUCCAGUAAACCGCCGGAGAUGAAUUACACGUGCGAGAUUUGCGGCCUGGAGGGCUUCAACGAUGAGGAAAUGCGAUCGCACAUGGUGCAGUACCAUCUCCAGGGCGCCGCCAACUGCCCGUUCUGCGACCUGGGUGAGAUCUCGCCUACGGAGAUGCUGGUCCACGUUAACAGCGCUCACCUGGAUUACCUGACUCCGAGCACCCCGGAGAAUGAUAUGAUGGCGUUUAUCGACGAUGACUCGUUGAUGGAUGAGCACAACAGACGCGACGAGUGUCGGGCGCUCUCGCCGUCUAUGUCUCUGCGACCACCUCAUCUGCAGAACGGCUGGGGUAGCUCUAUGAGUCAGCGCAUCAAGCAACAGCAACAGCAGCAGCAGCAGCAGCAACAACAGCAACAACAACAACAGCAGCAGCUGUUGAGAAAGCCGGUCCAAGUAGCAAGUUCCAACGUGAAUAACAAUAACAACAAUAACAACAGUAACAAUGCCAAUGCUGUGUUAGAAGGUGCAGCGGGUCAAGGUUCACCGUUGCGUUCAGGCCUAAAUCUGCAACUACGCUCGCACGCUUCCCCAAAACUUCCAGUGCAGGAGUGCCCGAUGUGCCCCUACAGUUCCGACAGUCCACUGAGGCUGGAAGAGCAUAUCAAUCGCCAACACUUUGAUCUCACCUCGCCGUCCUUCCCGCCGGAAUCACCGCCAUCGCGGGACGGAGUCUUCAACUGCCCCCUUUGUGUUACGUCUUUUCCGAAUUCUUCUGAUCUUGAGUUACAUGUCAAUAUCGAGCACAAAGAUAUACUUAGCCCUGCAAACGGAACAAGUUCACAAUCCGAUACGGCUACUAUCAGUAGCGACUCCACGCCUGCCUGUCCAGUAUGUCUUAGUACAUUAUUUAAAAAUAAUGACGACCUAAUGGCACACAUCGAAGAGCACUUCAACAAGAAGAGCACGCCGUCGCCCGUGACGCCAGACGUGUCGACCGACCGUAUGCUAGCGAAGGACAUGGAGAGGAGAGAAAAGGAAGUAAGGAAACUACGCGAACAGCGCGAAUUCGAGAUGUUGAGAGCGCAGUACGGUAUGGACAAUCAGGGUAACUUCAGAGAACAAAGUGUCACUAAUAUGCAGCGGGCUGUGUAUGCGGGUGAAAUGACGGUGGCCGAUUUUUUCGAAAGACAAAUCGAGCUCAGAGUCGCCGAAAGUAGCGGUAUCGACGACGGCAGUUCUUGUACGCGCGGGCUGGUCCCGAAAGUACGAGCCAUUAGUCAGGCUUGUAGUAAUAUAGUGAAUACCUGGAUGUGUUCCACUGUGGACCAUUACGCAUCGACUUACGGCGAUAAGGGUUGGGGCUGCGGUUACAGAAAUAUGCAGAUGCUAAUCUCGUCUCUCUUGCAGCAUACAGGAUACAACGAUCUAGUUUACAAAGCGUGGAGCUCCGGUGCCGGCGGCAACAGUUCCACGGAGAAUCCCCUGCGUAGCUCCAUGCCAUCGAUCUCAAGAUUGCAAAAGAUGAUCGAAUGGGCGUGGGCGCAGGGGUUUGAUAUCCAGGGUGCGGAGCAACUCGGCGGUAAACUCGUUAACACUAGGAAGUGGAUCGGCGCCACGGAGGUAUUCACGCUGCUGUCUAGUUUGAGGAUAAAGUGUCAACUGGUGGACUUUCAUAGACCUACCAGCGCAGACGGCGGUCAUCCUGAAUUGUUCAAUUGGGUCUUGCAAUACUUUCAAAGAUGCGAAGACUUCAAGCCACCUCUUUAUCUUCAACAUCAAGGGCACAGCAGAACAAUCAUGGGCGUGGAACAGCUAAGGGACGGUUCAAUAACCAUGUUGGUGUUGGAUCCGAGCCAUAGCCCACCGCAAAUGGCGCAUUUCAAUAGUACGAGUAGCGCGCCUGGAGCGAUGAGGCUCGUACGGAAAUCCACCGCAGCAAUGAAGGCCAGACAGUAUCAAGUUGUAGCUGUAACCGGUACUAUGGAUACAGAAGCGCAAUACCAGCAAAGUAAAGUAUUACGAUCAAUGCGAGUUCCUCAAGACAGGUGAGAGUUGCUGGUCCGAGAAAUAAUCGAGCCUCGGGCAAAGACUAUAGACUACUGCCUCAAACCAAUCUUAUCCAAUAUCCUUGAAAUUACGUGACCGCGAUGUCCUAUGUUCUUCUACCGCUAGCAGACUUAUUCCAUUGUAGUAUAUUAUACAUAGUUGCAGAUCUCGUAUUAUUUAACAAUAUAUUCUUGCAUCUCUCUAGUCGUUAACGAUGGACUGACUUCUUGAAUCAUUGUGCCCGCGCGAAGCCUGUGACGCGGUGAACAAUUUUGCGGAGCUAAUAUUUAAAUAUCAAAAGAUGGCUCUUCGUCGCGUCGCUGUAAACGAGUACGUAAUCUUUUUCUGAACGGAGAAAUCCUUAAUUUUAAAUAAAAAUUUGUCGUGCGCGUAAAUUUCUGCGAAGAGAAUUAUCAGAUUCAAGGCGGGGUGAAAGGCCCGUGGGAACAUAGUGUUAAAUCGAUCGUCAUUUCUUGUCCAAAAUGUUCUGCUCAAUUUUCGUCGCACCGAACAGGCUGUGCUAACCCUUAGUCGACCAAUCGUCUUGUACCGAUCGGUUGCACCAUCGAAAAAGCCGUGGCAGAGCUUGGAAAACGAGACUUUUUCGUAGCUGUGAUGCUGUUAUCAAUACGACGCUAAUCAUUCACAUCUAACGGAUACACUCUUGGAAACGCUCCAGAAUCAACGCGGUGUUCCCAGCACUUGUCUCGUUCUACAACUUACAAUCUGUGACAAAGAUUUCCAUCAAAGCGUUGUCGACUUUUAGUCAAUAUAAAAAGUGCCGAGAGCCGUACGGUGCAUACUUUACGACAAGUUUUAUAUAACAAUAUGAAAGAGAUAUUCUUUGACGCAUUUUGAUUGCUAAAACGCUUCUAUAAAAGAAUCUGGAGUGUCUGCAAAAGUGACCAAAAAAUCGCAUUUUCAUAUAUUAUAUAUAUUAUAUACUAUAUACACACACAUACACAUACAUACGCCACACAUAUAUUACACAUCUGCACAUUCUUCGUUAUAUCGUAUUUCACUUACCCACACAUAAAGUACAACUACUUUCAUAUUAAUUACAAAUAUUCUAUUUAAUUAUCCUAUUGACUUUAGGCUACUUAUGUCAUAGCUCGUAAGUCCAACGCAAUGCUGUGAAUGAGAAGAUAGAUGAAAAAAAAAAGUCCAUUUACUUGUUAUUUAUAUUAUACACUUGACAGUUAUGUGAGUUAGUACAUUCUUAUUAUUACUCUCUUAUCAUAUUUCAUAAAUUGUACUGAUAUAUAUCUAAGAUCUAUUUAUUAUAGUUAAAAAUAUAUUUGCGACCAUUCUAUGAGGAAGCGUGAUGCUUCGCGGGAUCGUCGCGUCGUUGUUUUAUAGCUUCGAUAUUUAUGAUGCACCAGUCAAAUGUAAGUUUGUCUUUCAGCCCAGUAGGACCACGUCGCAAUAACAUUAUUGACUGGCUGUAAAAAUUGUCAAAAAUGAUAAAUUGCAAUUAUAGUAUUGGAGAUUUCGCCAUAUAUCGAUUUAAGAAUCUGUUCAUUAUUUGGAGUGUUCAGGGAAACCAAGCUGUGGAAUUGUUAUGCAAGAGUAAAACCUUCGCAUUAGCCACACAUCAAAUUAAAAUAUAUGCUUUGUUAGAA